Messenger RNA from Podospora pseudocomata, 1293 nucleotides. RefSeq lists its product as uncharacterized. The transcript has a single exon. NCBI's taxonomy places the organism in Eukaryota, Fungi, Ascomycota, Sordariomycetes, Sordariales, Podosporaceae. The coding region runs from base 1 to 1293 and encodes 430 amino acids. The record is from RefSeq and is a predicted model, not a curated record.
AUGAAGCAGGGACUUGCGUUCGUUUCGGCCUUUGGGUUACUUCAACUGGCAUCUGCCGCCUGCUGCCGCACAAACAAAUGCUUCAAGGCUGUUGCUGAUCCCCUGGUUGAUGGCCUACAGGAUUGCUCAUUGGCUUUCGAGAUAGUAACAGUCACGCCCCAAGUCACCACUGUUACCGAGACUGUGACGGAAGUUCCGACCGAGUAUGUCAGCGUGGUCGAGACAGAUGCCACGACGGCAACAGUUUAUUCGACUGUCGAGACCGAAACAUUGCUCAACACCAUCAGCACCACGGUGACUGGCACGACGACUCAGCGCUCCCUGGUCUACGUUACCCGCGCAUAUAACACCGUUACAGUCUUGGUCACAUCCACCACGACAGUCCUGCCGAGUGCUGCGACUCAAAUCGUGGCGCGCGCCGCCGAUACCGACCUAGCACCCACGAGUGGCACCCUGGCGCCAUCCAUUCCAAGCUACGCCUCAGCACAUUGUCCAUCAUGGGAGAAGUAUAUUUCGGUCUGCAAGUGCGCAGGAGCCACCCAGGAGACUAUUACCGCUUCACCCUCGGCCGCCAAAGUGACCGUCACCUUCACCGACAGCGUGGCUGCCACAACGAACUCGAUUCCCGUUACUCUUUCCACCACCACCACGGUCACCGACGAAGUAACUGCCACAGAAUACAACACCCAGACUGAAACGGCCUCGGUCACUGCCACCGCCGUGACUACGGUAACAGGGAACGUCUUGGUCAUAGGUUCAACAACCACCGUUACAUCAACCAUCACCUCCACCGUGGUCGCCCCAGCAGAAAGAUGCAGUAACGUCGCCAACUUCAACGCCGUCGCGACUGAUUCCGCCAACAGCCAGCGCUACCUCUUUUCCCAGCUAAUCAACGGCAUGGCCGGCUUAUAUGGCAGUAUGGAUUGGGCAUCAGCGCCAGUCGAGCCUGGCAUCGACGUCUACAAGAUGUACAAAUGGGUCUUGGACAAGGAGGGGUAUCUGGCAACUCUUUACCUUGUUGGGCAGUCUACCUACAAGGUCAGUGCUUGGGUGAACCCAGGGAGCGCUGCGUCUGUUCGGCUUCAGGCGAGGACGGGUGCCGAGUAUAGUCCUGCCAAUUAUAUCAGGGUGAAGGGGUGUGUUAGCACGGCGACUGGCGAGCUCACGCUUGAUGUGGGCGGCAGGAAGAAUAUUUUGUUGUGUGGCAACAAUCAGGUGUUCCUGUCGAGUGGGGAUGGGUCCGACACUGGGUUGAGCUGCACGAGGAUGUAUCCCAAGGCUAUUACCGUGUAG